CACAGUGUUUAAAAGGGUCACUAAAACGUGCCGACGUUACCGUGGGACUCAAAGAGCUAUUAAGUAGGAGUCGAAUGAUGCAGACUGUUGUCAUAGGGAGGGGACAGAUAGGAGGACACAACCCUUUGGCUGUAGUUGGAACAUCCCAGUAGAACUUGACAAGGCGUAUCAGAGGUGGCAUCUUAACAACCCUGUAAGGAACUCUAGGAUUUCCAUUGGGAUUUUAGGAGGACAAGAACAGUUUGCAGUUUGGAGAUUGCAGCGUCUGAACCAUGUUCUCCACGGCCACUUCAUACAAGAACCAGCAUUACUCGGAGCUGAAGAAGGAAUGUCUGGAGGACAAGAAACUGUUUGAGGAUCCAGAGUUUCCUGUCACCAACGCAUCCCUGUUUUACAGGAAACCACCUCCUGGUAUGGUGGAGUGGAAGAGACCACGGGAAAUCAGCGACGAGCCUCAUCUGUUUGUGGAGGGCAUCAGCUCCCAUGACCUGAACCAGGGCCGUGUGGGUAACUGCUGGUUUGUGGCGGCGUGCUCCUGCUUGGCACUGAAAACAGACCUCUGGCAGAAGGUCAUCCCUGACUGGAAGGAGCAGGAAUGGGACUCUAAGCACCCGGAGAACUACGCUGGUAUCUUCCACUUCCAGUUCUGGGUGUUUGGGGAGUGGGUGGAUGUGGUGGUGGAUGAUCGCCUGCCCACCAUCAACAGAGAGCUCAUCUACUGCCACUCCAAACUCAACAACGAGUUCUGGAGUGCCCUGCUUGAAAAAGCCUAUGCCAAGCUCUCUGGCUGCUAUGAGUCGCUGGAUGGGGGCAACACUGGUGAUGCGGUUGUUGAUUUCAGUGGAGCCGUGACAGAGGCCAUUAACCUGGAGGCUGAAGUUUUCCACAAAGACCAGGAGAAAAUAGACAACCUGUUUGAGGACUUGCUCAAAGUCUACGACAGGGGUGGAAUCAUCAGCUGCUCCAUCAAGGCGUCUCCUUCUGAAAUCGAGGCUUGGAUGGCGUGUGGGCUAGUGAAGGGCCAUGCCUACUCGGUGACUGCAGUGAAGAAAGUACGCUUGGGCCACGGUCUGAUGGCCUACUUCCAGAGCAAGACCAUCCCCCUGAUCCGCAUGAGAAACCCCUGGGGAAAGACUGAGUGGAAAGGAGCCUGGAGUGACAGCUCAGCAGAAUGGGAAAGGGUUGGCAACAUGGAGAGGGAUAAGCUUGGCAUCACAGUAGAAAACGAUGGGGAGUUCUGGAUGGCGUUUACAGACUGGUGUAAGUACUUCACGGAUGCAGAUGUGUGUCAUCUCAUCAACACCUCUCUGCUCACCAUCCACAAGACAUGGCACGAAGUGGUGCAUUUCGGGAGUUGGACCAAGCAUUCAGAGCCCCUGCACAACCGCUGUGGUGGCUGCAUGAACUACAAACAGACCUUCCUACAGAACCCCCAGUACCUGUUUGACAUGACCAAGGAGAUGGAUGAGGUUCUGAUCUCCCUACAGCAGAGAGACAUGAAGAUCCACAGACGUAUCGGUCAAGGAGAGAACCUCACCCUUGGCUUCACCGUCUUCAAGGUGGAACUCAACAGAAAGUACCGCAUGCAUAACAUCAUCACCCAGACGAGCGUGCAAACGUCGAAGUACAUCAACGCCCGCACGGUGUUCACGAGGGUCACGCUCCCCAAGGGUCGCUACAUCAUCAUCCCCUCCACCUUAAAACCAGAGAUUCUGGGAGAGUUCAUGCUGCGCGUUUACACCGAUGUAGACUCAGGAUGCAGAGAGCUAACAGAACACAAGCCCAGGAUGAGGUGUUGGAGUGCAGUCACUGGCUACCCCCAUGUUGUGUCCCAGAUCUACAUCCAUGGAGCAGAGGGGCUGGAAAACCAGGAUGGCACAGGGGGUGCAGAUCCAUAUGUGAUUGUGUCCUGUGAGGGCCGCUCAGUCCGGUCAACAGUUAAGGCAGACACCCUGGACCCGGUGUUUGAGACCAGAGCCAUCUUCUACAGAAAGAAGCCCAGGAAGCCAAUCACUGUGGAGGUGUGGAAUAGUAACGCUGUGAAGGACCAGUUCUUGGGCCAGGUGGUUCUGACAGGCUCGUUAAAAGACUCCACCAAACCCCAGAGGCUCCAGCUAAGGAAAAGAGGCAGAGCCAUGGCUGACGAGAUGCCUGGCUCCAUCACCCUCCGCAUCGUCACCUGCACCGAGCUCACAGAGAUGUGACCUGGAUCAGCUGACUACUACCUGGGUCACAUUGACAAUGUAUACAAGACUCUGUCACCUCUUCCUUGCAAUAACAACGCCAGAAGGAGACUUUGGACAGGAGCUUAUCACUACAAGACAUCAUUUUGGUUGUCAGAAUGACUAUCAAUUCUUUUAAGGACUGGCAUGGACCAAGAAGAACCUUCAAGCCUUCCGGAGUACAUUACUUUGUGUUUUGUAAAGAGACAAGUUUUGCCUUUUUGAAAGGUGAAUGAAUGUGAAAAAAGCAGCAUGAAGCAAGACAAAAUGCAAUUUUAUACUAAACACUAUGAAACAAAAAUAGCUAAUUGAAGUGAUACACAUGUUGUAUCUGUAUACAAAAUGAUGCAACAUAUACAUUUUAAUAACAUGUUUGUUAUCAUAUACAAAUGUAUGUGCCUCUUGAUAUUGUUGAGAAACAGACAAAAAAGGUUUCAGUUUUUGCUACACAAUGUUGUAAAGUCUUGAAUAACCUGAAUGUACAGUAAGUUUUGGACUAUGGUCAUCAAUUUGUAUCCUUCUACUGAGCAACUUGAAAUGUCUAAAGGGUAUACUGCAUGUGUCUAAACUACCGUACUCCCCUUGCUCAAAAUGAUUUGCCAGGUAAUCCCUACUAAAAGGUCAAAGUACAUCUAUUCAAAAAGUUAAUUCACAAUGAUGUUUUAAUUUUUUAUUUGAUUUCAGUCCAGUUCCCAAACUGCAGUAUUUUGUUGUUUUACACUCAAGACACAGCCAUGCACAAUUCAUAAUUUAAAAAAGUCUAUAGCUUUAAUUAACCACAAUUAAAAAUAGCUUAUCCGAAACCUUAGUUUUCCCCUGUCGCUUUAUCUCAUCUGUCUGUUUCCAAAGAUGGGGGCCUGCUGAGGUUUACCAGACAAAUCAGCGGUUAACACACCCACAUGAUAAUAAUAGUAGAAUAAUAAUAGGAAUCAUUUAAAAAGAAACGCUUUUUUUGUCUUUGUUCCAUUCUCUUGAUACACAUUUAUAGAGGAAUUUUCACACCACGUGUACAGGUUUACACAUUCAAAAGAGAGGAAUGUACAGGAGCGACCGCAGAAGAGGAGCGGACCGGCGGGGCGGGGUGGGGCAGGCCGGGGGGGCCGCUAGCUGUCCCAGAGUUCAUCUUUGUGCUCAUAGUUCAGGUACAUAGGUGAGACCAAAGGUCACAGGGCAGAUGGUCUCUGUGAGGUCCCUGAUACUCUCAGCCACAGGCACACUCAGCAGUCGUGUUCCGGACAGACAGACAGGCUCCAUGGGCGUGCUGGAGACAGACAGGACUGCUUCCAAUGGCACUGUGUCCAGGUGGAGUACUGUCUGACACAGCCCAAGCAGGAUUGUUCCAUCCAGGAGUGUUUAGACAAUGUUUAUUUUCAUGUUCAAUUUCCAGGGUGCAAACCAUUUACAAAUACAGAGGCCUACUAUAGAGCAACCUGAAUAUUGUCAUUGCAUUUUUUCCAUCUUAUUUACAUACAUACACACAUAUUCUAACAAUGUUAGCCUACUUGGAAAAUGAAUUAACAUGUGUUGCUUCCCAUGCAUGAAAUCGGCCAUGUCCUCCUUGCAAUGGCUCUCCUGCAUUUCUACAGUACGUUUAGCCUACAGUGGUGGUACGAGUGAGCAGCUACCCUGCACCUCACCGUCUGAGUUAAGGUGGACAACAGGAGUGGCAUCUAGUGCUGAGGUAGCUCUCUCGCUUACAAACACACACACGUGUACACACAGCCACUCAUGCUUGCUUACACUCCCAUUCAUACACACACACACACACACACACACACACACACACACACACACACACACACACACACACACACACACACACACACACACACACACACACACACACACACACACACACACACACACACACACACACACACACACACACAAAAAAAAUCUACCAGGGAUAUAGACACAACACGAGGACAAGUGUCUAUCCUGUCUCCUACUCUCUCUGUCCCAGGUCUGGACUUCAGUACAGUCCUAAGGGAAACUGUGGCUACUAUGAAACAGGCAGAGAAUGUCACAGGGAUGGUUAUAAGUAAGCUUUUAAGAAUCAAUCAUAUUUAUGUAGGGAGAGAGCUUUUCAGAGUACUUGUCCAAUAGCCUCUGCUAUGGGAUGGUAGGAAUGGCAGAGUGAAGGGGAAUGUGAUCCUCUUGUUUUCAAGGGUCCGUAAAGACAGGUUACAAUUAUAGAAUGGCACUCAGUCAUCAAUCUAAAAACAUUUUCAUGGACAAAUGAUUAACUAACACCCACCAAUCUGCGGCCACACAGCAAAAACUCACGGAAACGCAUAGAAACAGAUACAACUAAACUCACACAGUACUUAGGAAAGUUUAGCUGCGACAAGACACUGGAGUAAUGAGUCUUAACUCACGCUGAGGAAGCUAAAGAACGGCAUCCCAUUAAAAAAACUAUAUAUACACUCCUCAUGGAUGGACAAAGACAGAGAGAGAGAGAGAGAGAGAGAGACCGACAGACAGACAGAGAGAGAGACAGAGAGAGAGACAGAGAGAGAGACAGAGAGAGAGACAGACAGACAGACAGAG
Oncorhynchus nerka (sockeye salmon) is the source of this 4772-nucleotide messenger RNA. RefSeq names its product calpain-5-like. Gene Ontology annotation, biological process: proteolysis. Gene Ontology annotation, cellular component: cytoplasm. NCBI's taxonomy places the organism in Eukaryota, Metazoa, Chordata, Actinopteri, Salmoniformes, Salmonidae. The record is from RefSeq and is a predicted model, not a curated record. The coding region runs from base 273 to 2204 and encodes 643 amino acids. The transcript is spliced from 12 exons. Gene Ontology annotation, molecular function: calcium-dependent cysteine-type endopeptidase activity.